This is a messenger RNA of Penicillium maclennaniae, 2256 nucleotides long. RefSeq lists its product as uncharacterized. Lineage: Eukaryota; Fungi; Ascomycota; Eurotiomycetes; Eurotiales; Aspergillaceae. The transcript has 3 exons. Bases 1 to 2256 code for a protein of 751 amino acids. Gene Ontology annotation, molecular function: carbohydrate binding; hydrolase activity, hydrolyzing O-glycosyl compounds. The record is from RefSeq and is a predicted model, not a curated record. Gene Ontology annotation, biological process: carbohydrate metabolic process.
AUGUGGGUUUGGGCGGCGAUUGCAGUAUCGUCGCCAUCUCUUGCGUCCAAGGCACCGUGGGAUCUUGGUAACGGCUUCAACCUUGUCGUGGAUGAAAGGACCAACCAUCUCUCUAUCGCCCGCCGUGGACACACGAUCUGGGAGACAAUACCUGGAAAGCUCUUUCUAAGCGCAAGCGCUGGGAAGGAUCAAGUCGUCGCUUCUAGUGGCAAUUUCAAUAUCACGGAGAUCGAUAGGAGCAAAUGCACCGGACAACGAAUUAGCCGAGUUACCCAACGUGCCCACGACAAUGUGGCCGUCGUGCGAGGCAUCCUGACGGGUUGCGGGAAUGGAAACACGCGCUUCUCGCUUUCGCUGGGGGUUCCUGCUGAGCUGCCAGAUCGCGUCGCCUUCCACAUCGAUCUAAACCCUGGUUCUUCGGGCUCAGACGCCGCUACCAAGUUGUUUUUCACCUAUUCCUCGUCACCAACUGAGGACUUCUACGGACUUGGUAGUCAGGCAUCCUUUGCUUCCUUCAAGAAUCAAACUGUGCCUAUCUUCUCGCGUGAACAAGGUGUCGGUCGGGGCGAUCAGCCAACUAACCGCCUGGAGAACGAGGACAGCUACUUUGCCGGCGGCGACCACUUUACCACGUAUUCGGCGACUCCUCAGUACAUAAGUUCGGAGUCCCGGGUGUUCCAUCUCUCCCGAGAUGGCACGGGCUAUGCAAACUUCGAUUUUCGCAACCCUCGGGCGGUGACAGUGAGAUACGACGCUUUGAAGGUCGAUGGUUAUUUCAUGCAGGGAAGUAGCAUGUUAGAUGGAAUUUCCAUGCUCACGAAGUACAUCGGAAAAAUGCCAGCGCUCCCACAAUGGGUCGAUACCGGCGCUGUUCUCGGAAUUCAAGGAGGCCAAGAAAAAGUCAACCGAAUCGUCGCGAGUGGACUCCAGCAAGACUGUCCCAUUGCAGCUGUAUGGCUGCAGGACUGGUCUGGCACGCAUUCCCAGAGCGCCUCGUACAUGACUCUCAACAUCUCACGGCUAUGGUGGAACUGGGAGUCUGAUUCCAAAUUGUAUCCCACAUGGAAACAAUUUGUUCAGGAUCUGCGGGACAACCACAAUGUUCGAACCUUGUCAUACAUCAACCCGUUCUUGGCAAAUGUGAGCAGUAAGCCUGAUGGUUAUCGCCGAGACCUGUUCCUGGAGGCCACUCAAGGAGGUUAUAUGAUCCAAAACUCCACCAUAAACAGUACUUCCAUCGUGUCCAGCGGUCCCGGGAUUGAUGCCGGAAUUCUUGAUCUGACCAACCCCGCCACACGUUCCUGGUUCCGCAACGUUCUUGUCGAACAAGUCUUCAGUGCCAACGUGUCUGGGUACAUGGGUGACUUCGGGGAAUACACGCCUAUCUACGCAGACACUCGCUUCGCCAAUAAAAGCUUGGAUCCAUUCUUCUAUCACAACGAGUACCCUCGAGAGUGGGCCAAAUUGCACCACUCGCUCGGCGAGGUAGUCCCCUCUUUCUCGGACGCAAUCAUUUUCCACCGCUCCUCCGCGCUUGCCGCCAAUCGGUACAUGAAUUUGUACUGGGCCGGUGACCAGAAUACCAACUGGGGUGUCAAUGAUGGAAUUAAGUCGGCCGUAACGGUCAUGGGCCACAUGGGCUUGUCCGGCUAUGCACAUGGCCACGUGGAGAUUGGCGGAUACACAACUACAUGGGACAGUAAUGGCGUCGUCAACCGCACGGCCGAGCUCCUUGGUCGUUGGGGAGAGCUAUCCGCAGUAUCUAGCGCUGUCUUCCGGUCACACGAAGGAAAUGUUCCCCAGAUCAACGCGCAAUUCUACACCAACGCGUCAACCUAUGCGUACUACGCCUACAAUGCCCGUAUGUUCCGCAGUCUGGCGCCCUAUCGGCGUAGAAUCCUUGAUACAGAAAGCAAGAACCUGGGCUGGCCAUUGGUGCGAAUGCCGGUCAUCUACCACCCUGAUGACGCGAAGGCAAAGGCGAUCAGCUACGAGAGCUUUUUCCUGGGCUCUGACUUGUACAUUGCACCCGUGCUUGAUCCAGGCUGCAAGAGCGUUGAGGUCUAUUUCCCAGGCCAAAACCAGUCAUACACACAUGCUUGGUCGGGGCGGACAUACCAUGGUGGUCAAACAGCCCGUAUCUCUGCGCCAUAUGGUAAACCUGCUGUGUUCCUCGUCGGCCAGCCGAAGCACAACGAUCUCAAAAGCUUCCUUGAAUUUGUUCGCAAAGAGAAUGCGACAACAAUUCAUGUUUAA